AUGACGAUCGAAAAGAAUAAAUUACAAUUACCAACAAUAGAUGAUUUUCAUUUUCUGAAAACUAUCAGCCGUGGCAGCUAUGGACGAGUUUAUUUAGCAACAAAGAAGAAUGAUGACAAGAAAACAAAAUAUGCAGUUAAAGUUAUUAAUAAACAAAAUAUACGUAAAAAGAAUCUAAUUGAACAAAUUGUUAAUGAACGUGAUGCUCUAGCAAUUAUGCAUAGUCAAUUUGUUGUCAGCCUUUUUUACUCGUUGCAAAGCAAAGAAAAUAUUUAUUUAGUGAUGGAAUAUAUGAUCGGUGGCGAUCUAAUGUCGUUGCUAUGUAUUAAGCAUAUAUUUGAAAAGCACGAAGCGCAAUUUUAUAUUGCUGAAAUAGCUCUCGCACUCGAUUAUUUACAUCGAAGAGAUGUGAUUCAUCGAGAUUUAAAACCAGAUAAUGUUUUGAUAUCAGCAACAGGACAUAUCAAAUUAACUGAUCUUGGUCUAUCGGAAAUUCGAAAUAGAAGAAAAGUAUCAGUAGCAGAUAUUAUUGGUACACCAUCGGUAUGCAAAGUGCGUUCGUUUCGUACACCCGGCCAAAUUAUAUCGUUAACAUCUGACUUCAGCUUUUCUUCUAAUGAAUCAGAUUCCGGCCUAUUUCAUACAUCAACAUCAAUAGAAAAUAUUUAUACAAAUAAUAAUUCUUUUCGUUCAGCAACAUCGUCGCGUUUAAUUGAUAAUAAUUUACGUAUUUAUCGGCAACCUUUACCAGAGUGCAUACCUGAAAACGGACCAUUAUCAUUUGGCAAUGAUGAAUUCGAUGAUCGCGAAGACGCAAGCACAAAUAGCACAUCGGUCUUUCUUUUUUCUAGUCCAAAUAGACACGUAUCAAAUAUAUCACAAACAAUAAAACAACGACCACGUAUUUAUCAUCAUAAAACUAUAUCAAGAUUACUUGCUUCAUCACCGGCUCAACAAAAUCAAUAUCGGCAAUUACCUGGACUUGGCCGAACAGCUAAUUCUGCAAUGGCAACGGUUUCGGCAGCAGCUUCGCCAUCUCUAUCACCUAUUCGAUAUUCGUGCGAUGCAUCAGGAAUUAAUCAAACUCAACCAAAUGAAAAAUCAACAAAUCUUGAUGACAACAUUAUCUCAAUACCUAUAGAAGAGAUACAAUCAAAUCAGACUUCGUUACCUAUUGAUGAUAGUUUACUGAAACCAGUGUGUCGUGCUCAAAAUUAUUCCAGUGGUCGAAUAACAAGUGAUCUAACAACGAAUACAUCUAUUCGAAGUAGUUUUCUUAAAUCACCAAUGCAUCCAAAUGUUUUCGGACCUGUUUUGGGUACACCAGAUUAUUUAAGCCCAGAAAUUCUAAUGCAAGAUGAAAAUCACACUGCAGCAGUUGAUUUUUGGGCGCUUGGCAUAUGUCUCUAUCAAUUUCUCGUUGGUGUAACACCAUUUUCAGAUGAUAGUCCUCAUGCUGUCAUAUCUAAUAUAUUAAAUUAUCGAUUGGUAUGGCCCGAAGACGAUGAUGAUGAUAAUCAAUUAUCAGAAGAUGGAGUCAGAGUUAUUAAAGGUUUACUUAAUCCUGAUCCAAAUUUACGAUUUCAACUAGACAAUUUGAAGAAGGAAUCUUUUUUUAAUUUGAUCGAUUGGGAUAAUUUAUCCAACAUACCGGCGCCAUUUAUUCCAGUGCCCGAUGACGAUUCAGAUACGUUCUAUUUUGAAGCUCGAAAUAAAGCAAUUGGUUUCGAUGAAGACUCGAUUGAUUACAUACCGAUAUGA
Rotaria socialis is the source of this 1761-nucleotide messenger RNA. The record is from the annotation of a GenBank genome assembly. NCBI's taxonomy places the organism in Eukaryota, Metazoa, Rotifera, Eurotatoria, Philodinida, Philodinidae.